This is a messenger RNA of Sesamum indicum (sesame), 4419 nucleotides long. Lineage: Eukaryota; Viridiplantae; Streptophyta; Magnoliopsida; Lamiales; Pedaliaceae. The record is from RefSeq and is a predicted model, not a curated record.
GGGCCUUCUUCAGUAUUUGAGUUGAGUGAGUCUGCAGUCUUCUCCCCCCUUUCUGCCUCUCGUAUUUGCAUUAAAUGAACCUCUAUUGAAUUUUGAAUUCUUGUUUGCAACUCACGAGAACCUCGUCCAACUGAACCUCUCAUUUUAUUGUUCAGAUCUAAUCUUAAUCGGAUACCGUCAGCCUCAUACCACCUUAUGUUCUUCUGCUUCUUCUUCUUCCCUGGAUUCCAUCACCGGAAUUUGUAGGACUGUUCGCGGGCUGUGAUUAAUCAGGGCUAUUCUAAUCGUACGUACUCCGAAGGAGGUCGGGCUAAGGAGAAACGCCAGAAAAGGAGAGAAUGCCGCAAGAAAGCUACAGUAGCUCAAUUUUCAGCUCUCCCAGCAAGAACUUGAGAGGACUAAAGGGAUUGAUCUACAACAAUAGCGGUGCUCCAUAUGCCGAAGAAAUAAUCAGUGACCGUGAAUUAGCUCACAGAAAAGCCGAGGAAGCAGCUCUGAGGAGGUAUCAGGCGGCGCAAUGGCUCCGGCAGAUGGACCAGGGCGCUUCGGAGGUGCUCCCCGAAGAACCGACGGAGGGGGAAUUUUGUUUGGCGCUUCGCAACGGAUUAAUUCUCUGCAACGUCCUCAACAAAGUCAACCCCGGGGCUGUUCACAAGGUGGUGGAGAAUCCGGUGCUGGAUGUCCAGGCUACGGAGGGGGCAGCACAGUCUGCUAUUCAGUACUUUGAAAACAUGAGGAAUUUUCUAGUUGCUGUUGGCAAGAUGAAGCUACUUACGUUUGAAGCGUCUGAUCUUGAAAAGGGCGGCUCAUCAGGCAAAGUAGUGGAAUGCAUUCUAUGUUUAAAAGGAUAUCAUGAAUGGAAGCAAUCUGGAGGUAUUGGAGUAUGGAGAUAUGGUGGAACAGUGAAGAUUACUUCAUUCAUGAAAGAAUCACCAUCUACAGGUAGUAGUGAGAGCGCAGAUGAAUCAACAGAUGAUUCUGAAUCUUCACAAUAUGAACAGCUAAUGGAAUUCCUCCAUUUAUCUACUGAAUCACAUGAGGAAUCCAGGGCAGGCAAUGUACUCAGCUUCAUGUUUGAUCAUUUUAGUCUUGGUCUUCUACAAGCUUUUCUGAACGAAACCAAUGGGUUUGAGGACUUGCCUUUGAGUCCAACGGUUAUCGAUUUUCUGCUGAGGAAGGUUGUUAAGGAUUUCUCAGCAUUAUUGGUGUCUCAGGGUGAUCAGCUUGGCUUAUUUUUGAAGAAAGUCCUUAAUAGUAAUUGUGGUCCUCAGACAAAAUCUCAAUUCCUUGAAGCCAUAAGAAAGUACCUAAGUAAAAGGACCAGGCUUGUAUCAAGUGAUAUUUCUAAUUUCUGCAUUUGUGGUGGAAAAGGUGAUGUUGCACGGCAUGGAAGUAUCUGCUCUCAUGGUGGUUUAGAACUACUUGAUCUUCAGCACAGACAGCUAGAGGACCUAAAAGCUAUUUAUAAAGAGACAAAAGAAGAGGUCCACCAGGUUCAAUUAGGAUGGGAGAAAGAACUCCAAUGUCUGGGGCACCAUGUCAAGGGCCUAGAAGUCGCUGCUUCUUCAUAUCAAAAGGUUUUGGAAGAAAACCGUCUUCUCUAUAAUCAAGUUCAAGAUCUAAAAGGAACCAUCAGAGUUUACUGUAGAGUAAGACCGUUCCUUCCAGGACAAUCUAACGGGCAGUCGACAGUUGAUUAUAUUGGGGAAAAUGGAAAUAUUAUGAUUGUGAAUCCCCUGAAGCAGGGUAAAGAUGCAAGGAAGGUUUUCUCAUUUAAUAAGGUCUUUGGAACAAAUGUGACACAGCAACAUAUAUAUGCAGAUACCCAACCAUUAGUGAGAUCUGUUCUGGAUGGUUAUAAUGUUUGUAUAUUUGCAUAUGGUCAGACUGGCUCUGGGAAGACAUACACAAUGAGUGGUCCAGACUUGACAACAGAGGAGACAUGGGGGGUGAACUAUCGUGCUCUAGGUGACCUGUUUCACAUUUCAAAGGCCAGAAUGGAUGUUAUAGAGUAUGAUGUUGCAGUCCAAAUGAUUGAGAUAUACAAUGAACAAGUGAGAGAUUUGCUGGUCUCUGAUGGAACCAAUAGAAGAUUAGAUAUCCGAAACAAUUCUCAACUUAAUGGUCUCAAUGUUCCUGAUGCAAGCCUAGUUCCUGUUAAAUGUACUCAAGAUGUUCUUGAUUUGAUGAGAAUUGGACAGAGAAAUCGUGCUGUGGGUGCAACGGCUUUGAAUGUGCGGAGUAGCCGAUCUCAUAGUAUUUUGACAGUUCAUGUCCGAGGAAAAGAACUAGUCUCAGGCUCCAUCUUAAAGGGUUGCCUUCACUUAGUAGAUCUAGCUGGGAGUGAAAGAGUGGAUAAAUCUGAAGCUGUUGGUGAAAGAUUGAAAGAAGCUCAGCAUAUUAACAGAUCUCUUUCUGCACUUGGAGAUGUUAUUGCUGCUCUAGCACAAAAGAGUUCUCACGUACCUUACAGGAAUAGCAAGCUUACUCAAGUCUUACAAGAUUCUCUAGGGGGACAUGCUAAGACGCUGAUGUUUGUGCAUAUAAACCCAGAGGUUAAUGCUCUAGGGGAGACGAUUAGCACUCUCAAAUUUGCGGAGAGAGUUGCCACAAUAAACCUGGGGGCAGCCCAAUCUAAUAAAGAAACUAGUGAAAUUAGAGAAUUUAAAGAAGAGAUCUCAAACCUCAAGCUAAUUUUGGAAAGAAAGGAAGCUGAAUUGGAGCAGUUGAAAAGUCGCACAAAUAGAGCUGCUGUUUCACCACUUCGGGUGCCUAAAUUUAACAGCAAUUCCAGUUUGAAGCCAGACAUCAGUCAGCAACUUGUAGAUACUCAAAACAUAGAGUUUCAGGCAAGAAGCUGUUCCUCUGGUAAGCAGAGAAGGCCUCGAGUGCCCUCAAAAUUCACGGACAAGGAUGUCAUCCCAAAAGUGCCCCUCCUAGCUGAAGAAAGAUCAGUAGGCUCCACAAAUCCUAGAUCUCCAUCUCCGCCAAUUAGGAGAUCAAUAUCCACUGAUAGAGCUGCCCUCAUCAAACCUAGAAUAAAGUCUGACGCACUUGAAAAUUCGGUCAUAAAAGUCCCAUUUCCACCAAGUCUUGCAGUCAAUAAAUCUGUUGCCAGUGUGCCUCCAAUUGUACCAUCUGCCAUGAGCACACGCCUCUAUGCGCUGGGUUCACAAGAGGCACCUCUUCCAGAUGCUUUAAACAGCCUCCAGAGGAUCACACUACGAAAAGUUCCUCCUGAAAAUGAAGAGGAACAAUUCAAGCAAGCACUGAAUGUGCGGCAAGGUGGCAUCAGAAAAUCUAAACCAGAGAGUAAGCUCAAGACCAAACAACAGACAUCAGCUAAAGUUCAGAAAUCUGGUGUUUCAGAUACGACCUUGCUUUCGGAUGUGGGCACCCGUAAAAUGCUGGAGGAGACUCCAAAAGUUGAUUUUUCAGAUCCUGAAAGUGAGCAGGGACGUUUAGGAUUGCCGGCAUGUGGUACCACUAGGGUGAAGAAGCUUCAUAGGAACUUCUCAAGGAACUCUCAAAAUGUAGAACCAAGAGAACUAAUCCAGACAAUGGAUCCCUUAUCGGCUGGGUACCAAGAAAAUAAACUCUCCAACAUCGUACCUCAGAACGUAAAAGAAUCAGGCAAUUCAUCUGUGCGUGAAUUUCGAAGGAGUAGAUCUACGCCUCGAGGGAAAUUUAUGAUUUGACUGCAAAUGAACUGAGAGCAUGUGGUCAUGAGAAUAUUUGUACAGUACAUUCUUUACAUGUUGAUUCCAGAUUGCAGUGCUCUUUACAUACCAUAAUUCUGUAUUUAUGAGGUCGACAUGAUUCAUUCCUUCAUGUUCAUAUUUUGUCAAGAUACUAUUGAUUUUUUUGCUGUUUCCACUUGAUGUGGGCAGCUGAGGAAUGAAAUAUAAUAAAUACAGCUUUCAGAACACAAGAGGAUUAAUAUACUUACUGCGGAUUUCUCCUUUUCCCAUUUGAUGUUACAAUCCGAUGCUUUGUGUGAAUGAAUAUCAUCAAAUUAUUUAUUUAUUUUUUAAUUUUUGACUAGCUUAUUAUUAAAAAAGGAAGAAGAAAACAUAAUACAUGGCGUGAAGAAUCAAUCCCGAUACGCGCGUAAAAGGCUAACCAUCUCCAUCUGUGGUAUUAAAAUCCAGGCCAUCUCCAAUUUUUGCCGCUCGCGAAUUAGGGUUUCAGUCUCCCUUCCAUUCCUCAGCGUCCAAACAUGGCUUACUUUCCCGGGAACUUCAUCCAUGCAACUGCAAUCAAACUCCAAUUCCGAGUCUUUCUAAUCCCCUGGUCGGUAUCUUCUUCAUUCUCUGCCCUAUGUUCUUCUGUCUUUCCCUCUUUCCUGCGAAAAUUGGAAUUUUAUCAGUUUUGGAGAUAAGAGCAAUCCACUCAGACGACAUAAGAAUAAGGAUUAAA